AUGGACUUGAGUGAUAUAUUAGAACCUGGAGAGAUCAGCGACGAUAUCUUGACUGAUGCAGCCAAUGAUAGUUAUAAUAUAAAGGACGAAGAGAAUGUAUCUCCGUUGGUAUUGAAUCAAGCUGAUUUCGAAGUCGAUUAUCAAGACGAAAAUACUGAUGAAGCUACGUUACCUAAACUUCAAGAAAAACAUCAGAAACGGCAUCAGCAAAAUUGUGCCAGUGAAAGUGAAGAGAGUAGCAGUGAUGAAGAUAAAGCUUGGCAGAGGAAAAAGCACAAGACUGAAGGCGAUGUAACUAAUACGAAAGGUGCACUAGCGCUCCAAUCAAAAGUAUUACCUGCUGAUUGGCUCCAAUUAGAUCUUUUGCAAAAGUUUAAAAUUAGCAAUGAUAGAAUUGCCAAAUCAAUUGCACAUCAUUUACAUGAGCCAAAGGUGCAGCUAGUUCAAGAUGUGGUCAACAUGAUCGGUGUUGAGAAGGCUUUAUUGUUGACACGAUUCACUCUCGCUAUUCAGAAAGGUGGAGGAAUGCUUACUAAGGACGGCAAAAGGAAGCGGUAUCCAGGUGGUGUAUUCUUGUACCUCCUAGGCAGUGCAGGAAUUAUAGAAGAUGCAACUUAUAAAGAGAUUAUCAAGCGUGAUCGGCAGAGACAGAAAUAUGCAAAGGCUCAAUAUAAGGAGAGAAAUGAUAAGUCGUAA
Molecule: messenger RNA, 696 nt
Organism: Trichoplax adhaerens
Lineage: Eukaryota; Metazoa; Placozoa; Uniplacotomia; Trichoplacea; Trichoplacidae
Exons: 4
Coding region: 1-696 (231 amino acids)
Biological process (GO): snRNA export from nucleus
Source: RefSeq, a predicted model, not a curated record